AUGCCGCCCUCUCUCGUGCCCUUUAACCCAGAGGCAUGGGUCACCGUCCGCACAACCCUGCCUACCCUGCCGCAAAGUAUAUUUCGCGCACAAGUCACCACCCAACGACUUAUACUGCGGCCGUUCACUCCCUCCGACCUCGAUGCCUUGUACACGCUCCGCCAGCAGCCGGAGGUGAUGCAAUGGACGACGGCUGGGCGGGUCGACGCCGAUAGGGCAGAAACAGCAGACAAGCUCGCACUCUUCCUGCCGCCCAACGACACCAAGACUUUCAACUGUGCCAUUUGCCUAAGGGAGACGGGCGAAGUGAUAGGCCAGGGAGGCGUGCAUCACUUUGAGCAGCCGGCCGACGCCGCCGCCGGGCCCCAACUUGGCUGGCCUGAAAUAGGAUACUUGAUCCGGAAGGAGCACUGGGGCAAGGGAAUAGCUACGGAGUUCUUGACGGCGUUCUUGGAUAUGUGGACGAAACUACCCCGGGAAGGGCUUGUCGUGCGGCAGGUGACGGCCAGCUCGGCGGAGAGCCUGAGCGGGGCCAAGAUGGUGGAUGAACAGCUCGUAGCAGUCAUUGAUAAAACGAACGGUGCGAGCCAGAGGAUAUUGGAGAGGUGCGGGUUUGAGGAAUUUCUGACGUUGAAGGAAGUCGACAUCCGUGACCCCGACAAAAUGAUUGAUCUGGUCGCUUACAGGUACUUUCCCAAACACCGGGAGGGGAUCUUGCCAAGCACCGGCGCAGCGGGCGAGGAUCCAUAUGUGUAA
Molecule: messenger RNA, 756 nt
Organism: Diaporthe amygdali
Lineage: Eukaryota; Fungi; Ascomycota; Sordariomycetes; Diaporthales; Diaporthaceae
Exons: 1
Coding region: 1-756 (251 amino acids)
Molecular function (GO): acyltransferase activity, transferring groups other than amino-acyl groups
Source: RefSeq, a predicted model, not a curated record